CAUCCAAUCAGGAUCCCUUCCUCCGGGAGGCUGGGCCCACAGGCGGCUCUCCAAGCCACUAGCUCCCGCACUAGGUUUACAGCCAGGGAUGAUGUGCUACUGCUGCCACUGGUGCCGCCGCUGUAAGCGGCUACCGUGUACCCUGACGCUGUUGCUGCUACUGCCACUCGUGGCUUCUGAGGGCCCAAACCGCUGUGAUACCAUAUACCAAGGCUUUGCUGAGUGUCUCAUCCGCCUGGGGGACGGCAUGAGCCGAGGAGGCGAGCUACAAACCGUCUGCAGAUCCUGGAAUGAUUUCCAUGCCUGUGCCUCUCGGGUCCUGUCAGGCUGCCCGGAGGAGGCUGCUGCAGUGUGGGAGUCACUGCAGCAAGAAGCUCGCCGUGCCCCCCACCCAGAUAAUCUGCACGUCCUCUGCGGUGCCCCUGUGAGUGUUCGAGAGCGAGUUGCUGGUCCAGAGACCAACCAGGAGACGCUACGGGCCACAGCUCCUGCACUGGCUCCAGCCCCAGCCCCUGCUUUGCUCGCUGCUGCUCUGGCACUUGCCUGCCUCCUGGGACCUCUGGCCUAAACAAUCUGGUUGGCCAGCCAACAGUGCCCCUGCCUCCCAUCACUGCAAACAGUGGCCGCUGGGUGAGCUCUGCAGAGUGUAUACAGUUUUCAUUAAAGGUAUUUAUAUUUGCACCGAGCUGGUUCCUUUCUCCUGGCUGUGGCCCUCUUGGCUAAGGCAAGGGCCCCCGAAGCCGAUCCCCAUA
Molecule: messenger RNA, 752 nt
Organism: Acomys russatus (golden spiny mouse)
Lineage: Eukaryota; Metazoa; Chordata; Mammalia; Rodentia; Muridae
Gene: Nrn1l
Product: neuritin 1 like
Exons: 3
Coding region: 89-568 (159 amino acids)
Biological process (GO): neuron projection extension; nervous system development
Cellular component (GO): plasma membrane
Source: RefSeq, a predicted model, not a curated record